UCUCUUCAAUGUUAUACAACAAAGUAAAUAACGAAACUGAAGAAACAAACCAAAUUUGAUACAGCAAAAUCUACAUACCAGAUUGACAUAGAGACAAAGAAGGAAGUCUAAAAAUUCUGAAAUUGGUAAAGUAAUUUUGAUUUUGGCGGGUUAAAGAGGCGGGAGCCAAAUCAUGAAGCAAGGGUUUAUCAAGUGUCAUCCUUAUCUACCAUCUACACCACAAAUUUCCUGUGUUUUCAUCUUCUACGAUCAGAGUUCAUUAGCUAUUCUUUCUCUCUUUCUCAUUCUCAUCAAACACACACAAUACCUCUAUCUUUCUUACUUAUUUAUGAUCUUCUUGUUUUAGCCAUAUAACUUGAUACAAUCUGAAAAUCUAAUUUUGUAACUCAUGAAUUUAUUAAUUUUCAUCUUUUAAUAUAAAAGGUUAGUUGUAAUUUACUAUUAUUGUUUUUAUGUUGUGAUUGUAUAUAAUGUCUUGCAAGUGUUUGUUUAAAUGCUUCAAUGGGAUUAUUAUACAGAACUUUCUUCCAGAUUGUUGUGGUAGUGGUGUUCUUGCAAUUAUGAAUUAGUGUUGUUUUCCUUUCACUUUUUUAUUUUUAUUUUUAUUUGUCUUGCUUUAAACUGAUAAGAGAACAGUAUACUCCAUUUUUCAUGAACAUUUUUUGUGAUGGUAAGAUUUUUGGGCUUGGGCUGUCGGCUUGUACAACUUUGUAUGUGGGUCCUUUGGAAAUCUAGGUUCAUUGAAUUGUAAUCUCAUGACAUUGUGCUGACCCAAGGGCAUGCUCGUUGUGUCUUUAGGCUUGAUGAGUGGGUUGUUUUCUGCUAUAAUAGGUUUGAAUGAACUGAAAUAAGCUGUGAAAUCCACUUUGCUGGACCAAACUGUAGGGAACAGAGAGAGAGAGAGAGAGAGCUUAGUUUCAGAUCACUACUUGUCCUAAAAGUUUAGCUCACGUGCAACCAUGUCUUACAGGUAGAGAUGCAAAUAUCCAUACAGAGAGGAAAGAAUGCAAAUGAAAGAAGAAAAAAAUGCAAAUGGGAACCAAAUGCAAAUAGAAAGACUUGAACCCAAGACCUCAACUAACCUAAGCUUUGAUUCCAUAUUAGAUCACCAUUUGUCACAAAAGUUAAGCUGUUAGGAAACGAGACCAAUAGUGUAUAUGAACCUUUCGAACUCUUAAAUCCCGCAUGAGUAAUAAUACACUGGUUUUUACUAAAAAUCGUUGAUUGAAGGAAAAACUAAUGUAAAUUAGUCGAGAUGGGGGCUGUUAUACAAUUGGAGUUAUUGGUGGAGAGUGGUAGUGUAGUGUGGUUGCAAAGAAGAAAAUUGAAUGUUAGAGCUACAUUUGGGCUUAAAAGAGAGGCUUGGAAGCUAGCUAGGGUGGGAAGUAAAUACAGAGAAGGAACUAAAGCCUUUAGGUAUGCUUAGGAGUAAAUAUAAAUGGUUUUAGCAUCUAGUUUUUGUGUAACUUUUGUUUUUUUUCCACUAACAUGCCUUAAUGGAGGAGAGGAGCUCUCUUUAUAUAAAAAAAGAGUAAAUCUGUGAAGUCAGAUGUCCAGAAUGCUUUAAAGGUGUAGAUGGACAGUGAAAACAGCAGAAAAGAUGGUUGCUAUGAGUGGAAAGAUGGAUUUUACCCCUUUUUUGCAGGUUUCAGUUGUGACAAUGACUACUGUAGACAACCCAUUUUGACCAGUCCUAGGACUUCGGCAUCCCCGGGUGUUUUCCAAUGAUGAAACAGUGACAUUUCUAAUACAAUGAUGCUCUUAAAACUUCAAUAGACUCUGAAUUAAUAUUAAAAAAUAAACCUGAGUUUUUAAAAUGUUUUCAACUUUAACAAAAAUAUUAUUUUCAAAAUUAAGUUAGAUGACCAUUCAUGCAUUUAACUAAUUUUUAAUUGCCAAUUUUUUUAUGAACAUUUGAAAUUAAGUAUUUUUCAAUAAAAGUGCAAUUUAAAAUUGAUUUAAUGCAUGAGAGUGGGCAAAAUAAGUCAAAAUAAUUUUUGUAGCUCCAAUAAAGUGGGGCCUGCACACUGCUAGUGUGUGGCUGCAAGUCGGGAUUGCAGCUAACCUGCAAAAAGUAUUCAAGACACUGUUCAUAAUGCUUAGAACAGCCACCUAAUAGCCUCUAAACACUUGUGUUUUCAUUCCCAAAAUUCUACCUUUUUACAAACUCUUAAACUCCUAUAAUUUUACUUUUUGCGGCCACAAAACCCCACUAAAUCCAGCUCUAUAAACCUGUGUUUGCUGCUACCAGUAUAUUUAUCCCGGCUCACUACUUCUAGGAAUGUACUCUCUACUCGUCCUACAUAACAAUGGUGUACGAACUGGCUUAGCAGUGUCAUCUUUUCCAUUAGGAGCAAAUACAUUAUAGAAUUCAUUUCUCUUAAAGGAACUUCUGUCCAGCUUAGUAGUAAUUUUGAUGAUUUUUCCAUUAGGUGGCCCUUAAGUUCCUAGCACUCAAAUGGAAUGUGGAGGGAACAAUGCAGUGCUUAUGAUGCCAUGAUGUGGUAGCUGACAUCCAUAUCCAUGAUGUGAAAUAGAGUUGAAGAUCAAAUUGUACUAACCUUAAGAUUAAGCUUAAUAUGUCCGAGGGUGAACUUGAUGCUAUUGUCGAAUCUUGGAAUCUGAAUAGCAGAUAGUAUACUUCGCCUAGGAAUUCUAGCUGUGAUCAGAGUUCUUAGUGGAGUUUAACUGAGCAAGGAAUGUUGACAUCAUUGAUCUAAGCUGAUAAAUAUAAAGCAUGUUUGUGAUACCUUCUUUCAAACUUUGAUAUUCCUCCGCCACCUUAUUGGCUAUCAAACUUACGUCCAAGACCUGACACACCUCAACAAAGGCCCCCAGAGUAGGGGAAAUGUUAUCCCCUAAAAACUAAUCUUAACCUAAGUUUUACACUAUUAGACAUGCCUAGAGAUGAAAAUGUUUUCAUGUAUCAUCAUGUUAUAAGCAUUCAAUCCAAUAGUGGACGAGAACUUGUUUUUCAUUGCUUAUGAACUUAGCCAAAAAGUGAGUUUUCAAUAAUAAAAAAAUUUAAACCAUAUCAUACAAAUGCAGGCAACAACCAUCUCUGAAUUUGCAUUGAUAAUAAUGUUAUUACAGAACUUAAGAAAUCAAUAGUGCAAACACAAUACUGCAAUAGUAAACUAAGUUAUUCCAACUUUGACUUGUGCCAUAAGCUGAAUGCAAUUAUCAAAUUCUGUGCUACCACAACUUAGAAUAUUUUGAUCCCUUAAUCAGAAAAAAGGUGGGAAGACUUUUGUUGGUGUUUUUUUUUAAACUUUUCCUGGGAUUGAAAAAAGGCCUAAAUUUUUUAUUUUAUUAUAUUUUGUUGUGAAGGGAGACAUGGACGACAACCUAGAUUUUGGAUGGUUUUGGCAAAUCAAAGCCUGCUUACUAUCAACUUUUCUAAAUAGAGUUUCCUUUUAAAAUCUUUACUAUAAUCAUGUUUUAUGAUUUCACUAAGUAUUAAAAAGUGGAAUAAAUUAAAGAGAGGUACAUAAGUGAAGUAUUGGGUAUUUGAUUAGACCAAGAAUUGAAUUUCAUUCAAGAUAGGUGCAUCUACCAGUGGACACAAUCAAAUUUAACAAAAAUGCAUCUAGCAAUGGAUGCAAUCAGAAUUCAGAAUACUUCACCGAAGGGAAGAGAAAAAAAAAACUAAAAAAACUAAAAAACUAAAUAAUAGAUAAUAAUAAAAACUAUAGCAACACUACAGUAGGUAAGGGUUAUUAGAGCAUGCAUAAUAAGAUAUAUCUUUGUAUUUAUCUCCCAGAUGCUGCUGAACUGAGGUUUAGAACCUUCUAAAAGAUACCAAGCAGAGAGAGAACUUUGGCUAUUGAAAAAAUAAAAUAAAUCACUGAAUGUUAUGUUUGCCAUACAUCUAGGUAUGUAACAGAGCAAAAUGAUUCAAGCAACGAGGCAUCCUCUAAAAAAGACAGCUAUAAAACACCUUCUAAGGUUCUACAUUACUUUCCUUUGAUACCAAGGCUACAAAGGUUAUUCAUGUCAUCCAAAACAGCAUCAUCUAUGAAGUGGCAUAAAGAAGGUCACACCAAUGAUGGUUGUAUGAGACAUCCUGCCGAUUCUCCAGCUUGGAUGACUUUUGACCACCUACAUCCUGAUUUCGCAGCAGAUUGUAGAAAUGUCAGACUUGGGUUGGCGUGUGAUGGUGUGAACCCUUUCAAAACAUUGAGUAGCACAUAUAGCACCUGGCCUGUAAUUCUUAUACCGUAUAAUUUGCCUCCAUGGAUGUGUAUGAAGCAGACCAAUUUUCUAUUAUCAUUGAUUAUCCCUGGUCGUAGUGCACCUGGAAAUAAUAUUGAUGUGUAUUUGGAACCUUUAAUAGAUGAAUUAAAGGAAUUAUGGGUGGAUGGAGUAGAGACAUAUGAUGCAUCAAUUAAACAAAAUUUCCAAUUGCGUGCAACAUUAAUGUGGACUAUCAGCGACUUCCCUGCUUAUGCUUAUUUGUCAGGGUGAAGUACUAAGGGGAAGUAUGCAUGCCCUUCAUGCCACAAAGACAUAUGCUUCCAGUGGUUGAAGCAUGCCCGAAAACAUUGUUACAUGGGUCAUCGUCGAUUCUUAGACAAACAUCAUGCAUUUCGAGAUGAUGAGCGAUCUUUUGAUGGUACUAAAGAAAAAAGAACUGGACCCAAUCCUUUAACUGGUUCUAUGGUAUUGGAUAUGUUACAUGGCUUCAAUAUCACUUAUAGAAAGAUGAGUACUAAUCCAGAAUUACCAUAUAAUUGGAAGAAAAGAAGCAUAUUCUCUGAAUUACCAUAUUGGAAGGAUAAUCUAGUGCGUCACAAUCUUGAUGUGAUGCACAUUGAGAAAAAUGUAUGUGAGAGCUUGCUUGGAACACUACUGAAUUUAGAGGGGAAAACAAAGGAUAAUCUAAAUGCACGUCUUGACUUGAAACUUCAAGGUAUAAGGCCUGAACUCUAUCCAAAAGAAAAUGCAGCAAAUAAAACCAUCUUGCCUCCUUCUUGUUUCUCAUUAAAGAAACAAGAAAAAGAUGUUUUUUGUAAAUUUUUGAAGACUGUUAAAGUUCUUGAUGGUUAUGCAACGAAUAUUUCACGAUGCAUCGACUUAAAGCAACGUAGAAUCUUUGGACUUAAAAGUCAUGAUUGCCAUAUUUUGAUGCAACAAUUACUCCCUUUAGCAAUUCGAGGAAUGUUGAGUUCACAUGUAACUUCACCUUUGAUUGAGUUGAGUAAUUUCUUUCGAGAGUUAUGUUCUAAAGUUGGUUUGGCUCAAGACUUUAUGCGUCUUGAAAGGCAAAUUCCGAUAACACUUUAUAAGUUUGAAAAAAUAUUUCCCCCUAACUUUUUUGACAUUAUGGUGCAUUUGGUGGUUCACUUAGCAUCUGAGGCUAGAUUAGCAGGACCUAUGCAUUAUCGUUGGAUGUAUUCUGUUGAGAGGUAAAGUUUAUAUUAAAUUACAUAUUUCUUUACCAUCGUUAUUAUAUUUUACUUUUGUUAUUAUCGAACAUCAUUCAAAAUUUUGUUUUUUGAACUUACCAAAACAUAGGUACUUGAGUAGAUUAAAGUCAUAUGUGCGAAAUAGAAGUCGACCGGAGGGUAGUAUGGCAAAAGGAUACCUUGCAAAUGAUGCUUGACAUUUUGCUCGAGGUAUAUGGAAGGUGUUAAGACACGAUUCAACCGGAUGUCUCGAAAUUAUGAUGAGAGGGGUAAUGGUACCGAAAGAUUAUCUAUUUUCUCAAUGCCUGGCCGACCAUUAGGUAAGGGCGUGAUAGACACAAUGGAUGAUGGCACAAAAGAAAAAGCACAUCGAUAUGUGCUAUUUAAUUGUGAGACAGUCAACAAAUUUAUUGAGCAACACCGUAGACUUGUUUCCAUACAAAAUCCACGUCUUCAUGAAAUGGUCAUUGAUCGCAUUCAUAGUGAAACAUUUCCAACAUGGUUUGAUAAACAUGUUGAGGAAUUGCAUAAUGCAGGGGAUAGUCAAAUAACUGAAGGGCUUAGAUGUUUGGCUCAUGGUCCAAAUAGAAUUUUCACAAAAUAUAAGCGAUACUUGAUAAAUGGUUUUAGGUUCCAUACUAAGGAGAUUGAGCAAAAGAGAAAAACUCAAAAUAGUGGGAUUAUUGUCACGGCAAAAACACGAAGCUUUGCAAGUGGUAGAGAUGGAAAUCCAGUCUCUGGAGAUGUUACAUUUUAUGGCGUGUUAACAGAUAUAAUUGAGUUAGAUUAUUUGUUUGGGAAGAGGGUCGUGUUAUUUAAAGGUGAAUGGGUGUCACAAUCAGGGAAAAGACAAGAUAAAGAUUGCACACUAGUCAAUUUUGCACGAUUAAUGAAAGAUGCUGAGCCUUUUGUGUUGGCUUCUCAAGCAGAACAGGCAAUGUAUGUAGAAGACCUGAAACACAAAGAUUGGCAAGUUGCUAUCAAGAUAAAUCCGAGAGAUUUUUAUGAUAUGAAUGCGGGGUCUUCUGUGGACAAUGUGGAGGCAUACUUGCAGAGUGUUGUAUGUAAUACACAAAGUGGUGAUGGGGACAUAAUUUGA
Molecule: messenger RNA, 6507 nt
Organism: Camellia sinensis
Lineage: Eukaryota; Viridiplantae; Streptophyta; Magnoliopsida; Ericales; Theaceae
Source: RefSeq, a predicted model, not a curated record